Prorocentrum cordatum is the source of this 2049-nucleotide messenger RNA. The record is from the annotation of a GenBank genome assembly. Lineage: Eukaryota; Dinophyceae; Prorocentrales; Prorocentraceae.
UCUGCUACAACGUCCCUGGUGCAUCGUUUCUCGGGCUCCGAGGGUGACAGCUUCCUGGAAUCCUGUAAGCCUCCUCCUGGUCUCGAUCGGCCCGCUUACAACGUCUACAUAGACAACAUUAGCAUCUUUGGCAGAGGUAAGUCACAGACCGAUAGGAUCGCCAACCAGGUUUUCGACGGGGUAGAGAGUGUCGGCUUUCGGGUUCACGAGCGCGCGUCUGCCAGCAAGUGGGCUCUUACGCUCGGCCUAGAGAUCGACUUCUUGCAUAGCACGGUCCAAGGAAGAAGGCAGAAGAGGUGGAAGUUGAAGGCUGUCCUGGAGUGGUUGGCAGGUGCUCCGUAUGUGUCGGGUCAGGAGAUUGAGAGACUUCUGGGCCAUACCACCUUCCACUUCGGUCCUAAUCGGCUGUUCUUGUCCAUCUUUAACAACGCCUGUGACUUCAUUCGUUCGAGUUACACUUCUCGAGUGCGUCUCUGGCCCUCGGUGGCAAGGGAGUGCUGGGCCGCUGGGUGUCUUAUCUCGUUCGCGUUCGCAGAUCUGGGAAGGGACUUCGACCCGCUCGUGAGCUGUUUCGACGCUAGUAAGUGUGGGGCAGGGGUCGUCACGGCGCCUUGGGACUCGGCUCAGGUUCGUUCAGAAUGCGAGUGGCAGGAGAGGCGGCGGUUCAAGUGGGAUGUGCACGAUCGGGUUGCGCCCAGGGACAACAAUUUCUUAUCGCUGGACUGGGGGGACAUCGAAAGCGUCAAGCCAUGUCGUGACAGGUCGUCGCUCUGGUCCCUGGACAAGUCGUUCAGAGAGGUCCCGAAGGAGAACCUAGUGGGCCUCACCUGGACCAAGGUCGUUCGGAGUUUCUGGAAGGACGAGGAGCCGAUAUUCUGUCUGGAGGCCCGCGCGGGCCUGCUGGCGGUGCGUCAUAAGUUACGGGCGGUCUCGAGUUUCGGUGAGACUCAUCUGCACCUUGGGGACUCCAUGACCGCCACCCUGGCUUUCGAGAAGGGGAGGGUCAAACAUCGAGGUCUUCUGGGUGCCUGUCGUCGUCUUUUGGCUCUGAGCGUGGCUUCCAACACCAGACACCACUUCAGGUGGGUGCCUUCAGAGCUGAACCCGAGUGACCCUGAUUCACGCUACUUCGAGCUUCCAGUCGACAGCGAUGGCCGACGCUUGCUUCGUCGCUCCACGUCUCGUGCCUGGACGGCGGUGGUGCUCUCGCCGACGGCGGACCCUCUGGACACGGUGGUGGCCGAGAAGACACGUCGUCCAGCUCGACACCUGGUGCUCAAGCGACAGAGGGCGCUGAAGCGCGUCCGUGCCAUCGGGGGCGUGGUUCCAGCCCUGAGGGCUCUGGAGGGCGAUCGCACAGUGCUGGAGAACUCUCACCCGUCGGCUCCCGUCAGGAGGGACUACUGUCGGCGGCUCGACAAGUUUUGGGAGUUCGGUCGAAGCCAAGGUCUCUCCUUGGCCAACCUGAAAGUCUGCGACGACGCGCUGCGCGGCCUUGCCGACCUGCCGUUCCUGGACGGCGAGCAGGUCGACGCGGGGACCAAGCUCCCGGCCGCGCUGCAGGACCACGACGUGCAGCGGUUCGACAGGGGCCCUCUGCCGUUCCGCCUUCUGGCGGGCAUCUUGGGCAUCCUGUCGCUCCAUGGCUUCCACGAGGAGGUGCUGGCGCUGGCCCUCAUGUUCAUCUGCUACCUGCGCCUGUCCGAGCUCGUGACGGUGGCCGAAGGCGACCCUUUCGAGCCCGUGGCCAACGCGGGCGUGGCCCUCGCGUGUUGGAGUCUACUCCUGCGGCCUUUCGGGAGGGAGGAGCCGACCAAGGUCGGCCAUCUCGACGACACGCUCCCGCUCGACAGCCCCGACUCCCCCGGCUUGGGGGCCCUCCUUGCUGGAUUGCGCGGAGGGGACGCGGAGGUCUGGCUCUUCAGUUUCAGCCAGAUGCAGCUGCUGCGCCGCCUUCAGGCGGCUUGCCGCGCGGCAGGCCUGGGCUCGCUGAACAUCGAGAUGUACCAGCUUCGCCGCGGAGGGGCGUCGAGGGACUUCCUGAUGUAG